UCUCUGAACAGCAGGUUAAGACAGCAGCAAAACUCUUCUAUAAUAAUGAACAGGGAGGGUGUCUGAGUCCUUGAGUUCCCCAGAGACUGGACAUCCAUCUCCAGAAAGGGUCUGCCAUUUGUUGUAACAGCGGCCCCAAAGUCUAUCAGUAAUGAGCCAACUGACUGAAAAAGGUACUUUGUGGUAAAGCACGAUGUUCUGUCCUUUGGCCAGGGGGAAUCAAGUGUCCACCGGCAAUGAUGUUCACGCAUCUGGCUCCCUCUGCCCUUCUUCUGAUGACUCUUCAGCCCUGCAACUCUACAACGUUAAGGUAAUUUAGACGAGUAAUGAGUUCGCAAGUAUAGUUGACAGCCGUGGCUGGACCUUCUGCAGAAGCAUGGCUACGUCCUUAGGCUGUGAGGAAGGGUAAAUGCACAGGGCUUUGUGCACAGUCCCCGGCUAUUCCAGCAGGAAAGGCCAAGGACGCCACAGCACGCUGCCCUUCGCGGCCACAAGAUGGGGGCCGGCUCAGACGCCUGAGCGGCCGUUGCACCUCCACUGUCUACAGAGGCCACGCCCCCUCACUCCCCUUCCCCGCGGCAGGAGGUGGUGGGCGUGGCCUGGGCGGUGCUUGCCACGUGAUGGCGGCGGCCGCUGUGAGCAGCGCCAAGCGGAGCCUGCGGGCGGAGCUGAAGCAGCGUUUGCGGGCCCUAAGCGCGGAAGAACGGCUGCGCCAGUCUCACCUCCUCACUCAGAAGGUGAUUGCCCACAGUCAGUAUCAAAAUUCCAAAAGAAUUUCCAUCUUUUUGAGCAUGCAAGAUGAAAUUGACACGGAAGAGAUCAUCAAGGACAUUUUCAAACAAGGCAAAAUCUGCUUCAUCCCUCGGUACCGAUUCCAGAGCAAUCACAUGGACAUGGUGAAAUUAGCAUCACCUGAAGAGAUCUCUUCACUUCCCAAAACAUCCUGGAAUAUUCAUCAGCCUGGUGAGGGAGACAUUCGGGAGGAGGCCUUAUCCACGGGUGGACUUGACCUCAUCUUCUUGCCAGGCCUCGGGUUUGACAGAGAUGGCAACCGGCUUGGGCGGGGCAAGGGCUACUAUGACACCUACCUGAAGCGCUGUGUGCAGCAUCAGGAAGUGAAGCCCUACACCUUGGCUUUGGCUUUCAAAGAGCAGAUCUGUCCCCAGGUCCCAGUGGAUGAGCACGACAUGAAGGUAGAUGAAGUCCUUUAUGAAGACUCUCCAGCAUCUUAAGUCAGACGAUGACAGCCAUACUCACUGUUUUGUACUGGUGUGAGGAAAAUAUGUGUGUUUUCCCCUUGUCAGAAACGAGUCACAAUGGCACAUUAAAGUGAAUAUGGAUUGUGUUUCUUUAGUGUAAAUAUAAAGUACCUACCAUAAAACCAUCUUUACAAAUCAAUAGAAGAAUGAAUACUAGAAUAUUAAUUCAAAUGGAGGCAAAAGCUCUGUGGUUUUCAGCUUAGCUUCCUGGUGUUAAGAUGGUAAGUUGACCUUUCUGCCUUGCAGUUUAAAUUAAAUAUUUAUGAGUAUUAGAGAAACAUAGAAAUUGGGGGUGAAGGCUCUAUUUCUUAAUGUCCAGUCAUCGGCCUGAUUGCUCUGGCAUAUGGAGACUCAGCUGUUAUUAAUUGGUUUGGCAGUACUUGCUAUGGAUAAAAUAUUCCCCAAGAAUAUUAUACCACCUAAUCGUGGCUUUAUUCACUCACCUUGAAGUUUUAUGUAUGACACUUCGUAGCUUCAUGUGGUGAAUAGAUGGGAAUCAUUUGUGGUUUACAUACUUUGAUUCAGUUGAUUGGUCUCUGGCCCUUAGGACUUUAAGAUCUGAUAUAUGUUAGGAAUCAUUUCUGUUGAUUCAUGGGUUCCAUUUGGAAAUGGAAGCUGCCAUGGGUUGGACAUUGGCAGAUGGCCUCACAGCCAGGGAGAGGUAAUUUUGUUGGGGGGGAGGGGAGAUUUGGUUAUCACAAGACACUCAGGGGUCUUCCUGGACAUGACUGCUUGCUUGGGUCCCACCCGCAGCCUGUCACCAGCUCCUGCUGGCGUUGCCUCUGGGAUGCCGUCUGCAUCUGUUCUCUCUUCCCUCUCAUCUUGCGGCUAUUUUCCUCAACCCUCAGCAUUUCUCAGCUGAAGUAGGCAGCUUCAUGCUCAGCUUCUUUUGCCUCCAAUUUAUUUCAGGAGUGAUCUGACAAGACAUGAAUCUAAUGUGGACUCUCCCAAUUGGAGUAUUCUGGAGACUUUUUAACAGUGAGAUGUCGCCUUCCACUGUGGAAGAAAUCUCUUGUAAGGGGCCCCUUACCCUUCUUCUACCAUCUUUUCCCUCUCUUCCUGUAUUAUCUUUCUGUGCAUGCUGUGAGCAUCACAGGCUGCUCCUGCCCUCUGCCCUGUGCAAGCCUGUUUUCCUCUGUCUGCUCAGUGUUGUCUUCUUUUGUCCUGAGAACUGCUGUGCUUCUUUAGGGCUCAGCCCCUGUGUUCUUCUUCCAGGAGGUCUUCUUGUCUCCCCCACUGCUGGUUCAAGUCCCCCCUUCUUCCCUGAAUGUGGCCAGUGCUCCGUUUAUCACAUUGACCUACAUAACAGUUAUUAGUGUCUGUGUCAGUUUCCUUCAUGAGUCUAUAAGUUCAAAGGAGCUUCCUGUGUUCAGUAUAUAACUGAUGUAGAGUAUUUGGUAACAUUUUUAAAGAAUAAACAAAAUGCAUGUACACUUACUUCAUUUAAACACAAAUCUGCUUUUUUUUUAUAUAAUAUAUAGUUUACAUAAUAUAUAGCUUGAUAUUUUAUGCACAAAAGUAAAAAAAAUACUUCAAAAAUGCCAAUUUGGCUAACAGUGGAUCUGUACAAUUUUGGAUAUACAAUGAGAAAUGAGAGAGAAAUGGAAUUCCUACAGCCUAGGAUGACAUGAUUAUACUGGUUGAUCUUCCAUGUUACUGCAACCGCAAGGUUAAGGUAAAUGUUGAUAUAGCUGGCAUGACUGUGAUAUAGUUAAAUCAUAAAAUUACCGAGCUACA
Molecule: messenger RNA, 2996 nt
Organism: Peromyscus leucopus (white-footed mouse)
Lineage: Eukaryota; Metazoa; Chordata; Mammalia; Rodentia; Cricetidae
Gene: Mthfs
Product: methenyltetrahydrofolate synthetase
Exons: 3
Coding region: 621-1232 (203 amino acids)
Biological process (GO): tetrahydrofolate interconversion; folic acid-containing compound biosynthetic process
Cellular component (GO): mitochondrion
Molecular function (GO): 5-formyltetrahydrofolate cyclo-ligase activity
Source: RefSeq, a predicted model, not a curated record